Messenger RNA from Prunus armeniaca (apricot), 1482 nucleotides. Lineage: Eukaryota; Viridiplantae; Streptophyta; Magnoliopsida; Rosales; Rosaceae. The record is from the annotation of a GenBank genome assembly.
AUGAAGAAAGGCAACCGCCACUCGAAGCAAAUCAUUGAUGCAUCCAACUCCGAUGAUUCCGAGAAGAGAAUUCACCAACUGGAACUCGAAAACAAAGCUUAUCAGAAGGAGGUUGAGGAGCUGAGAUACAAGCUUGCAAAUGUUUCAUCCACUUCUGGUGAUAAUAGUGCUCAAAAGCUCAGGGAAGAUUACCUUCAAAAGUUGACAUUCCUUGAAGAUCAGGUUACAGUGUUGACGAGGAAGCUAGAUGCUCAAUCGCAACUCUCAACCCAAAGAAGAAGAGGGGAUGAGUCAACAAAACAGUUACAUUUCGAGAUUCAGAGAUUGAAGGCUCAGAAGGUUCAACUGCAAUGUAAGAUGAAGCUAGAGUCUGUGCAGUUCAGAUUGCAUAAGGCUUCAUUGGAAAAAGAAGUUCUUCAGCUCAAAAAAGAUAGUAGGAAAAAUGAACAUGAGAUGCAGAACCUAUUGGACUCCAAUCAAAGACUGAAGAAGGUUUUGCAUCGAAAGAAUAUGGAAGCUUUCAUGGCCACUAAACGGCUUAGGCAGCUGUUAGAAUCUCGCAAGGCUUUGUUGCACAAAAAAGAUGGUGCUAGAAAUGGGAAGAUUGCAGCACUUGAGGGUAUUGAGCAUGAGCUUGAUGACACAACACAGUUACAUGAACUAUGUUCUCAAUAUGAGCGUCAAAUAGAAGAGAUGGCUGAGGAAGCUGCAAACCUUAAGGAUGAAGCAGAAGCACGACAGCAAGAAAUGUCGAGGUGCCCAUGCCAGGAGAAAGAGGUUGACUGCUUGGAGAAGGAUUUAGGUAUUAAAGACCUGAAGGAACAAUUUGUUAGCCUAAGUAGUUUGGUUGGACAACUAAGAUUGAACAAGGCUGAGCUUGAUCAUGGGAGAAAGUCACAGGGUAUUAUGAGUCAACAUUCUGUUUCUGUUGGGAGCAAUAGUUGCAAGUUAGGGGUGGACUGCACAUCUGUAUCAGAAAAUUCUAAUGCCAUAAAAGUCAAAACUGCAUCAACAGUGUGUUGCUCUUGCAGUAAGUAUUCUCUGUGCAAGACGAUGAAAUGCAGAUGUCGAUCCACCGGUGGUGGCUGUGGGGCAUCAUGUGGCUGUGCAGCCUCUAAGUGCAGUAAUAGAGAAGCAGCAGCCCCAAUCAAGUCGGAUGACUCGCCACAAUCAGAGACGCCUGAUGGCGGUUUGAAUGGUUCGAACGUCGUUGAAACAGAGAAGAGUAGCAUAGUGGCUUCCCAAGGUGCAAUGCUGCUUCAGAGUGCACUAGUUGAGAAGCCUGCUGAAUCAAAUGACAAUCUUGGGCCACGAAAGAAACCAUUAUCUGAUAUUGGGAACAUACUGGUGAAUGCAAACGGUGCAAAACCUGGCCAAAGAAAAAAGGGGAGAAAACCGGCAAUCCGGCUUGUUACUGUAGACCCAACUUCCUCACUGCCAGUAAAUAAUGAAGGCCUAAAUGAAGACAAGGAUGGAAUUUAG